This is a messenger RNA of Acanthaster planci (crown-of-thorns starfish), 2574 nucleotides long. Its product is annotated as prenylated Rab acceptor protein 1-like. Lineage: Eukaryota; Metazoa; Echinodermata; Asteroidea; Valvatida; Acanthasteridae. Gene Ontology annotation, cellular component: Golgi apparatus. The record is from RefSeq and is a predicted model, not a curated record.
UUCGGGUGGUGCAGUCAAGGAUUAGUUACGUGACAACCGCAUCAAUGGCUGAGGUUGAGGAAGAGAUCUCCGGCGAUAUUGUUGUGCCAGAAACUGAAGAAAAACCAGGAAUGUCCAUCACCCUGUCGAAUGCUGGGGCACGGGAAUGGAUCCAGAAGAAGCGAGCCUCGGUCCGCCCCUGGACAGAGUUCCUGAAGACAUCGCAGUUCUCCAAGCCCAAGAGCGUGAAGGAGGUCACCAGCCGCGUUGUGUCCAAUAUCGAGACAUACCAAAGCAACUACCUGUUUGUUUUUGUGGGACUGUUGGUGUACUGCCUACUUACGUCACCGCUGCUGAUUGUGGCACUGGUGGUCCUCUUUGGUGCCUGCUACUGGAUCCGGGUCAGGAAUGACAGCAAGAAGCUCGCUUUAUUCGGCUAUGAAUUCACAGUAUUCCAGCAGUACGGCGUGGUUGGUUUACUAUCCUUCCCGCUGUUCUACAUCGCCGGUGCCACGUCUGCGGUAUUCUGGGUCAUAGGUGCAUCUUUUUUCUUCAUCAUGCUGCAUGCCGUCAUGUUUGAGCCGCUUGGAGAACGGGACGAUGAUGAGAUCACCAUGGAAGAAGUAUCAUUCGGCCAAUAGAAGCCCCCCUUGCACGAUACGACCAGCAUGAAAUGCAUUAUCCCUAGCUCUCAUUUGAGACAGCAGUCCUGAUUGGCUGAAAGGAGAGCUUGUCAGCGACUUUGGUGAUGGGUUCAUAAUAGCUGUUUCCUCAAGGAUUUUGUAACAGCUGUUGUGCUUGGGAGCCUAAGGCGGUGUUGGUGUUUUCACUUCUCUGUAGUUGCGGAAAUGGAUGCUCUGAGUGGCUCUUUAUAUUUAUGGAAAUCUUAGGUCCGUGUCCAAAUUACUUGACUACGGCUGACAGUAAUGUGUGUUCCAUAGACACACGUUAUUUCAGACUGCAGCCACUUGAUUUGGAUCAGAUCAGUGCAGGCACUGAUGGGGGCGCUGUUGUGGCUUUCCAAGGCCAUGCCCGAAUCACAGAGGUGGCAGGCAGUAACAAGUGCCUAUUGGAAAUGGCUAUGGCUACCUGCCAGUGGCUUCCAUAGCCAUGCAUACAUGUCAUUGCCAGCAAUAGCCACUACUUUUCGAUGUGAUAGAGCUAGCUAGAGUCGAGAGCUUAUAGAACCAUUUAUGACAAUUGUUUCAAGUACAUGAACUAUAAACAUACAUUAAAGGUCAGUGCCAGAGAUGUAGCCUGCCCUUUUUCUGAGUCCACCAAGUUCUCUAAAAUAAAAUGUGGGGAAUUAAGUGCGAAAGUCAAGAGAGUAAGAUCGGUACUUGGCCUAUGAUGAUGGGCAAGGAAAAGGUUUCUGUGAAAGGGUUCAGGCUAGUCCAUCGGCAGAUAUUCCCAUAUGUAUUGGAUUGGUUUGUCGUUCACAUUUCUACUUAAGAGUGGGCCUUUUCCAUUAGCUUUGGCAUGUAGGCUCGCUGUCUACUACAAUAGUUUACAUUUACCAGUCUGUAUACUACAGCAGGGGCCAUCUCUUAGCCACUCCAGUCCUGUGAGGCUAGUGCCAUAUCCAGUCCGUCACAAGUCCAUUCACUAUACCUCUUCCACAAAACUAUUCACAAGUUAUCACCAUGAACAACAACAGAAUGGUGUUUUCGCCACAAAGUAAUUUAAGGAGCUUCUGACUGGGCUCAAGAUUGGGUGACUUGUGAAAGGACUUGUAGGGACAAUUCAUAGAUCAGACUACAGCACCGGUUGGGGCUAGCCCCAAACUUUAAUCUGCAACAUCCAUCCUGCCAAGGCCGUGAUCACCCCCUUAGCCAUGCGUCAUGCUUCGUGGCUGCAUCGAAUCACUUGAUUGUAGCUUGAGAUCACACACGACUCUAUGGCAACCCGUUGCAAUCACUGUCAGAUUAUUGUGUAAUUUUAAGCUGCAACCAAGGAAGUUGCAUUUUUUGUCAAACUUGCUCUGAACAGAGGAAUUUUGAGAAUUCUAAGUUGGCAUUUUGGUAUAAAGUUCAUGAAUUUGAUCUACUGUUUGUAAUUUUUGUGUUUUAAAUGUCACAAAGUUGAAAUCUUGGUGGAAAUAUACGGUGGAACUAAAGAGGCCUACGUAUUAACUUAACUUGGUAGUUCAUUAUAUUUUUGCAAUGCAUAGUGUUCAAGAUAACGUACGUAUGCAUUUCUGUGCGUACCUUAGGCACAAUUAAACUAUUUAUCGUAAUACGUGGUAAAGGAAAGGAAGAACCAGUAUAUUUGUUCAAUUAAUUUGCUUCGUGUUGUUUGAGUUUGGUGUGGAAUGUAUGUUUGGGGUCUGUGUUGUAGUUUGGUAAAAUGUACGCGACAUUUAAUUUCAAGAAAUACUUGUGUGUUCAAUUCGUGUGUUCCAUUGUCUUAAACACCACGGGAGUCGGAUGAACUUCCAGUUAUUAUUGUGAGAAAAUGUCUAAUCAAGGAAAAUCCAUUAGUUCUUUUUUUCUGUUUGUGUAAUUUGGCAAACUGUAGAUAUGAGAUGUUUUGUAAUAUAGACUUUUGUGCAUGCAUAAAAUAAAGCAUACUUAGUGUAGUGUUCAUCUUUAUACA